AUGAUAUUCUUCUUCGUUUUCGUCUUGCCUCUACUGUCUGCGUUCUCCGCGUCGGCAGAAGUACUAAGCGGGGGAAAGACUUGUUCAUGCGGAUUCUACGAUGACAAGACCGAGGAGCUAUUCACCGAUUCACUCAUUGUCUAUUUCAAUGAAACCAACAGCCUUCCGGCCGACCUUGUCACCGAGAGCUACGCCCAAAAGUAUGAGAAAGAUUGGAAUGCAGUAUAUCGCCAGGCAGCAGACCCUUCAAACGUCAGAUUCAACGAGAGCGAGUCUCUGCAAUUAUUCGUUCAGCCACCAACCAAAGAACACUUGGUGAAUGGCGCCAGUCUUCGCACAGCUCGGCGUGACAUUCACCAUGGCUCCUUCCGCGCUCUUAUCAAAUCACCAAGGCGAACGUUGCGUGGCUCUGCAAUGUCCAUGAUGUGGAAGUACAACGAAACCGAAGUCACGGAACUGAGUGUCAUGAAUACAGACAGUUCUGCUGAGGCCUGGGUCGGCACAUUUGUGAGCAAUGAGUUUACAGAACGACACCUGGGCAUGAACUACACACAGCUCCAGAAUGCCACGGCCGCCAAUCGGAACUACACGACACUCGAUGGGGGCCGAAGCAAUGGCAAUAUCGACCCAUGGGACUACACAGAAUACCGCAUCGAUUGGACCAAGGACUACAUCAACUUCUAUAUCGGCGGAAACAUGACCAGGCAAAUCUUGCACAAGAAGAACAAGGGUAUGCCGUCAGUGCCGUCUGCCUUGUAUUUCAAGCACUGGUCAACGGGCAACCGUUUUUCCAUGAAAGGCCCCCCUGGUCGAGAGUCGGUGGCUAAUGUCAAGUGGACUCGUAUGUUCUUCAACUCUUCAUCUAUGACCGAAGAGGCUCGCGCAGAGUUUGUUGCUCGCUGCCCGCUGACCGAAGCUUGCUCUGUGGAUGACCCGGAGUUGCGCGGCGCGACAUCCUUCACAGAGGUGGCCACUCAAAAGUGGAAGCAAGAAGGCAAGAAGAGCAUCAGACGUAUGCCAGCACUAUGGGUGUCCAUAGCAUGUCUUGCAUUCUCCUCGUUCUUGCUCAUUCACACUUUCAUAAAGCGUCUCGCGCCCAAGGUCCUCCAUAGAACCGCACCGAAAGCAGCGGGACCCGCAGCCGCGUCCCCUGCAAACACGUCCUCUGCUUCGACCAUAGCCGGAGAAAGCGAGAAGAAUCCGUUUGAUGACACCACAAACCCCAUUUCGGAGAAGAACCCCUUUGCGGAUUCCACUCAGUCCCUCGGAUCCAGCAAAUCGUCUGUUCGCAGCUCUGCAAAUCCGAGCUCCGGAGUGCCCAGUAAGCGCACCUCGGAUGAUGAUCUUGCCAUUGAACCAAUCGAGCCAAGUUCGGGUGCGUGGGCCAUGAGUGGUGGUUCUACUCCAAAGGCAGGUAUAUCGCGCCAAACGUCCUGCAUGUUCGACAGCCGCGAGCCCACGCCAUGGAACAGCAACUUCAACGUCACCCGAGAGGAACUCGUACCGCCCAUGCCAGGUGUCGACUCUCAGCUCACCCUGGCCAUGCCAGGAGGUCAAGCCCGACAAGCCUCGACAGACAAGAUUGCCAUGGCGGUUGUCACGGAGCCUGCUUUGGGCCCUGCUCCACGCAUGCAUGCCCACCCACCCGCCAAACGCGAUCGUAUCGACUAUCUUGCCGGCUUGACAGCCAUGUGCGCAUUAGUCGUUACUGUCAUGCAUUUCGGCCUCACGUUUGUGCCUGCCAUGGUGAUUCCCGGUGCGGCCGAACACCACAGAUCGGAAUACUGGGCGCAGAAGAUCAUAGCGCCGUUUAUCCUCAACCAAAUGUGGCUGGGCGUCUUCUUCACCACAUCCGUGCGCUUCCUCACCUCGUCGUACUUCAAGACGGGCAAUGUGGAGAAUAUUGCAAAGGCAGCGGUACGCAGGACACCGCGUCUCAUGAUCCCCGUGGCCACGAUUGCGUUGCUCGAGUAUUUUCUCAUUGAUAUCGGGGCUACCUCUUACCUGCGCUAUAUUCCCAGUCUGACGUGGUCGACAUGGCCGUACGUGACACGGUACGAGAAUUUCGGACAGUACAUUUCCGAAGUCAUUGAGCUCGUCUUUUUGAUUCCAAACGCCGUCCCACAGAUCACUUUGCAUUACUGCACGGGUGUGCUGUGGACAAUUGCCGUGCAACUCCAAGGCUCCUGGCUCGUCCUCAUCGGCGCCAUCGUAGUGCGCGAAAUCAAAACACCGUCGAAGCGCGUGGCGCUGUACGCCUUUUGUCUGGUAUCGCAUUGGUACGCGCAAUCGUGGGGCGCCUAUCUCUGGCUGGGUCUCCUGCUGACCGACCUCGACGUGACGUACAAAUACAAAGACUACCUCAACAAACGGCCGCUGGCCUACUACCCCUUGCUAACGUUUUGCUGGCUCUGUGUCGGCGCCGGCUUCGCCGUAAACGUGAUUCCCAAUUGGAGCAACACCAGCUUCAACUUCACAACGGCUGAACACGACAUCCACCCUGACGCCUUGACCGCAGAACCCCUCGUUAACACGCCGCGCGCAGGCUACCCGGAAUACUUCACCCCGCGCUUCAACGGCAUCCUCUUCGCAGGCGGCAUGCAAGCCAUAGUCGAGCUCUCGGGCGCAGUCCAAUGGUUCCUUUCCACCGCGCCCUUUCUCGCCCUCUUCCCCCAUGUCUUCACCCUCUACCUCGUACACGGCGUCGUGUUCUGGACCUGGGGCUCCUGGCUGCUCGUCUUCCUAGCCGCCCGUGGCUUCACGUACGGCGUCAAUGUGGCGGUGGUGGGCGUGACGUCGUACGCGCUGUUGUUUCUGUGCUUGCCGGUUAUUACGCCCCUGGUCGAGGCGCUGGGCAAGGAUGUAACGAGUUUUGUGUGGAUGACGGCGCAGCAGAGGAGUCCGCCCAGGCGACCGACGUUGUUUCCUUUUCCGAAGGAUUUCUUUACGGCGAGGAAGGAUGGCGCGGAUGGGGGUGUCGAGGGCAGAGAUGUUGAGGCUGGUGUGCAUAGUGGUCGGGUGGGUAGUACUGCUGGUGUUGGUGCUGGUGCUCCUCCGAGUAUCAGUAAAUCUGCACCCUCUCCUACACCUACUGUCACUGCAACAACACCUUCGUCAACUCCACCUCCCCCCCACCACUCACCCCCCGUCUACACCACCGAGACCGAGCAAGCAGAACACCGGAACCGUACCGGCAGUCGCUUUUCCACGGGGUAA
Messenger RNA from Plenodomus lingam JN3, 3216 nucleotides. RefSeq lists its product as uncharacterized. The record is from RefSeq and is a predicted model, not a curated record. Gene Ontology annotation, biological process: carbohydrate metabolic process. NCBI's taxonomy places the organism in Eukaryota, Fungi, Ascomycota, Dothideomycetes, Pleosporales, Leptosphaeriaceae. Gene Ontology annotation, molecular function: hydrolase activity, hydrolyzing O-glycosyl compounds.